This is a messenger RNA of Lactuca saligna, 291 nucleotides long. Lineage: Eukaryota; Viridiplantae; Streptophyta; Magnoliopsida; Asterales; Asteraceae. The record is from the annotation of a GenBank genome assembly.
AUGAAAGUUGUUGAGGGCACAUCAAAAGAAGCAGGUAAGAUGAUAGAUGUUGAUCAGUCAAUUGCCCAUUUGAAGAGAAUGAAGAUGAUGGCAAGGAGGGGAGAUAAGAUCAAAUAUGUAGGGAGAAUAGGGGAUGUGGAUGGUAGUUUAAGUCAAACUGUAGCAGUUGUUGAUGAAGUUGUACUUACCUACGAUGAAACGCUUGACCAGGAAGAUUUUGAAACUAUUAAAGAUCUGCAGGCAUCUGGACAUGAUCAAGGGGAAAUUGUUGAAGCUUUUAAUAAGAGUUGA